Molecule: messenger RNA, 8718 nt
Organism: Dermatophagoides pteronyssinus (European house dust mite)
Lineage: Eukaryota; Metazoa; Arthropoda; Arachnida; Sarcoptiformes; Pyroglyphidae
Biological process (GO): small GTPase-mediated signal transduction
Cellular component (GO): plasma membrane; cytoplasm
Molecular function (GO): small GTPase binding; guanyl-nucleotide exchange factor activity
Source: RefSeq, a predicted model, not a curated record
AAUGUUAUCCAUCAACAAUGAUGACGACUACAUCAGUCUCAUCAACAGCAGCAACAACAACAACAACGUUAUUAUCAUUGACAUCUACUACGACGACGACAACCACAACAUCCAUAUCAAAUCAACAGACAAUAUUUCGAAAUUAUCAUCAUUAUCAUCUUGAUAAUAAUAUUUCAAUUAUGAAUGAAAGAUUACAGCCAUCAUCUUCAUCAUCAUCAAUGAUAAAUCAAACGAAUAAAUCAUUUAUACAUAAUCAUCGAUUACGACGACGACAACGACAUGCAAGUUUUUCUUGUACCUCAUCAUUAUCAUCAUCUUCAUCAUCGUCAUCAUCAUCUUCAUUAUUUCAUACGAUUGAUCAUCAUCAUGAUAGAUCAUCAUCUAUCAAUAUGAUGUCCUAUAAUAAUAAUAAUAAUAAUAAAUGGACGUUAAUAGAACCGGAAGUGGUUGGAAUAGCUAUCCAUAAUUUUCAACCAUCACAAUCAUCAUCAUUGAAAGAUAAACAAAAUCGAUAUUUACCUAUAUUAUUGGGUGAUAUUGUCAUUAUUGUUGAAUGUUAUGGUAAUCAAUGGUAUCGUGGAUAUCGUCUAUAUGAUUCGACUAUAAAUAACAACACGACUCACAUGAACCAUAGUAAACAACAACAACAACAAUUGGGUAUAUUUCCAGCAAAUUUCAUUCAUGUAUUUGAUGAUUAUCGUCAAUAUCGUUUACGAUCGGAAGACAAUGAUAAUUCAAUGGCAUUUUUUUAUUAUACAUUAUUAGAUCCAUUAUAUCUACAGGUUAUACGAACAUUACGUGAAUGGUAUCAUUUGCUCAUCUGGAAUUAUUAUCGGUUAAAUAUUAAUAUUGAAAAAUUUUUAAUCGUACGAAAUCUUAUCUAUGAAUUAUUUGAAUUAAUAUCUACUACAUUAGGUCGUGAUCUAGCACCAACAUUAUGGCGUCGUCGACGUAAUCAAAUGUUGAAAAUAAAUUCCGAUCCCAAAGAUCCAUUUGCAAGACUUUAUUUGGGUGAAGAUCAUGAUGAUAAUGAUAAUGUUGAUAAUGAUAAUGAUGUUAAUAGUGGAAUUGGUCAUGUAGAUGGUGAUAUAUCCAUCGAUGAAUGUCAACGUACAAUAUCAUCAAAUAAUUCGAUUGAAUCGAUGAAAAACAUAAUCAACACAUCCAAUACAUCUACAAUGUUGGAUUCAAAUCUUGAAGAUCUAUAUGAACGUAUUUUAUGUAAAUUAAAUCAAGGAAAUCAACAUCUUAACAUGGACAUAAUGCCCAGUUUUACACAUGGUACAAAUAUUCUUCAAACAUUAAAAUCAAAUGAUCAAUGUAUUGGACAAUAUCAAAUUGAAAAUUUUCUCAUCAAUGACAACCAUCAUAAAUCAUUGAUUGAACGAAUUAAACAGCGUACAAAAUUUUUUCCCUAUUAUCCAACCCGAAAAGAUCAAUGUAGAUAUCUACCACAAAUACUUGAUUAUUACAAUCAAAUUAAUCGUGGUUUUAAUCAGAAAUUUCGUUCAAAUAUAACAACAUCAAUUAAUCAACACCGACAUUCAUUUUCAUCAUUCUUAACACCAUCACCAACAACAACAACGCCGAAAACGACACCGGCAACAACAAAUUCAAAUAAUUUGAUUCGAAAAUUUCGGCGUCAUUUAUUGUUCACUAUACGUGAUGCUAAUUUUGCUCUUUCCUCAGCGACAAAUAAUGGUUCAACAUCCGGUGGGAAUAGUCAUACAUUGGAUUCGGAUCAAUUACAAAUUGAAGUUUAUAUAGUUCGAUGUAAUCAUAACCAAACGGAUCAAUCAGAUACUACAACAACAAAUUCUUCAACAAAUGUUGCUAGUUAUGAAGUAUUGACUGAAAAAUUCUGUUACCGUUUACCAUCCAAUCAUUCAUCCUCAUCAUCAUCAAGUCGUAGUUCCCGUAAUCAAGUAAAUCGGGCAUUAUUUCUUGAUGUUCUUUCCAAACGAACACCACAGAAUCUUAGUUCUGCACACGGUCAUCAUCAUCAUCAUUUGUUUAAUCAUCAACAUUCAUCACAACAUUCAGAUGCAUCAAAUUAUUAUCUAAUUGUGCAAGUUUGGCGUUUUGGACGAACAUUAACUAAUGAUAAUAGUCGCAAUAGUGUUGGCAAAUCAGUUUUAUCCGCAUCGUUGUCAACAACUGGUCAAUCCGUUUUCCAUACAAUAUCAUCGGCAGGUUCAAUUGGAUCAUCAGCUGCAGCUGCUGCUUCAAAUUCUCUUUCAUCACUUACAUCAUUUGUGUCGAAUUCAUUUUCAAGUAAUUCCAAUACUAAUAAUAAUGGUGAUAGUAAAAUAACACCCGAUUCAUCAUCCAUUGAUUCUUCAUCGGAUUCACAUUCAUCAUCACAAACAGCAAUGACACAUUCAUUUAAACGUUCCGUUGGUUUUGCUGUGAUACCAUUAUUGGAAUUGGUUAGCCGUGAUAAAGAAAUACGGCCAUCACCGGAAUUAUUUCAAAAUGAAUCACUUUUGUUUAGGAUUCUAUUUUCCGAUGAAUCAUUGUUAUUACCAUUGACAGUUCGUUUAUAUGAAGGUGAUCUGACCGUAUCUAUACUUGAAACAUUAUUAAAGCAUAAUCGUCAAACUGUUGGCCUUUCAUCUGGUCAAUCAUCGUCAUCAUUCUCAUCAUCGUCAUCAUUAUCAUCACAACAGAAUUCUUCAUCAUCGAUCUCAAAGUUAUCAAUGUUGGCAGCAAAUUCAUAUCAAUUGGUUGUCUGCGCAAAAUUUAUCAGCGAAUUAAUGAUCAAUACAAACAAUGUACAGGUGAAAAAAUCAAUUGAAAAUACAAAUAUUCAAUGUCCAACAUUAUCAUUGGCCGAUUAUCUCUUGUUAACUCAUAAUCGUAAUCAUAAUUCAAAAUCGAAUGAUUGUCCUUCAUCAACGGUUGAUUGUUCAAAUAAUCAGAAUAAUUUUGUUCUCAUUCAGAAACGUUGUUUCGGUGAUCUUAUUACAGCCGGUCAUUUUCGAAAUGAUUUCUAUUUAACAUUAGAAUCGGCUGAAUUUGAGAAAGGAGGUAAAACAAUAGCAAAAAAUAUUGAAGUAUCCGUUUGUCUUAUCACUGAAAAUGGUAUACAAGAACGUGCAAUUUAUUCUGGUAUAAAUGCCGAUCCGGUUACUAUUUAUCGUUCACAUAUUCAAUAUCAUCAAAAUUCCCCAAAAUGGUUUGAACAUUUAAAAAUAAAUGUACCGUUGGAACAAUUUGAAAUGGCUCAUUUACGUUUUACAUUUUGUCAUUGUUCAUCGAAAGAGCGUGAACGUAAAUUUCUUGGAUUUUCAUUUCUACCGUUAGCCGAUCAAAAUGGUGCAUGUCUUUCGGAUGGUGAACAUGAACUAUAUAUCUAUAAAUGUGAUAAUGAACGUAAACUUGACGAUAGCCGUUUUUAUCUGCAACAAAUUCCAUGGAGUCCAAAUCAUUUGAAAGAUCGCAAAGGAUCAAUGAAUUCCCAAAGUUCAAUAUCAUUGAAUUCAACAACGACAUCAUUAUCCUCAUCAUCGUUGUUAUCAUCAUCAGCACAAUCAUUAUUGAAUUCUCGUUCAUCUAAAGAAAUGUUUCAUGUGAAAACGGUAUUAAUCUCUUCAAAGUUAACACAGAAUUCCGAUAUUUUAUCAUUGUUAAAAUGGUCAUCAUUACAAUUGGAUCAGGUAUUCGAUUCAUUACAACGACUUAGUCGUGUUCCAGGUGAAGAAAUGGUUAAAUUUCUUGAAGAUAUUCUUGAUGCAUUAUUUGCAUUGUUUACAAUGACCACAGUCAAUACUGUUACAAUUACGAAUUCAUCUGGAUUAUCUCAGCGAACACUAUCAAUUUUUCGUGUAUUGAUCGAUUUUUUCAAAACACUUAAUGAUCCGAAAUUUGUAUCCUAUCGUUCAGCAUUGGAAAAAUAUAUCGAAAAACAAUUUUCAGCACCAUUAGUAUAUUCAGGUUUAAUCUCAUGUGUACGACGUUAUGUUGAAAUGGUCAUUGUUUCCAUACAGCAAACAAAUAGUGACCGAACAUCUGUUGAUUCAUCAACGACAACCGUUACGAAACGUGAUCUCGAAUUUAUUCUACGUUGUCUGUCAGUGCUAGAUUGGAUUUUGAAAAUUAUUGUUCAAUCAAGAAUUCUAUAUACUCGUGCAUCCAUAACAGGCAAUUUAAUGAUAGAAAAUUCGGAUCUUCAAAACGAUGAUCAAUUUAAAAUAGAAUUACUUUCGCUUUUUGAAUCAAUUCAACGGUUGCUUAAUAGUGAAUGUAAAUCAUCCGAUGAUUAUCUUAUUGUCGCCAUACAAGAAGCGGCCUUGAAUUCUUUACCUAAUGCAUUUGAAUUCCUUUCGCAAAUUCUUCGGCCAUUCGAAAUGGCAAAAUUGGUUCAAUCAUUAGUUCAACUAAAUAAUCAUUCAGCAGCAUCAUCAUCUUCAAUCAAUAAUCGUCUAUCAGAAUGUUUUUCACCCACUGGUUCAUCAUCAUCAUCAUCGAUAACACCAACGAAUUCCGCAACACCUAUAUUGAAGAAGAAACCAUCGACAAUUAUUAAUGCAAAAUUAUCAUUGCUACAACAAUCAAUUAAAUAUCCAUACGUAUGGAUGAUUGAUGAAGAAGCACGAUUAGAAUUGCUGGAUACAUACAUACGAAUGUUGAAUAUCUGUAUUGGAGAAUCAAGAUAUUCAUUGAAUAUUCUUCGUGAUAUUAUUGUAUUUUUGAUUGAUAAUUCAGGAAAAUUUGAUCCAUGUUUAGUACGUCGUGCCGGGCAACGUUGUAUUCAUCAUCCAAAUGAGCGAGAAAUUGAAAUGUUAUCAUUUGGUGUGGUUGAAUCGAUUGUUGAACAUAUAAUAGAAUUGAUCGGCAUUGUUCCGACAUCAUUCGAUCAUGUACUGAUUGAUCAUCAUCAUCAUCGUCAUACAAGAAUAACUGGUAAUCAUAUGGAUUCAACAGAAACAAAUGAUUAUCUUGGAACAUUAAUAAUUUGUUUAAUGGUACUAUUCGAUUAUAUGUCAGCAAAACAUUUUGAAAAAUUAUUUGAAAAACGAUCUCAAAGUCAAUGUAAAGAAUUAUUAUUGAAUUUAUUCGCUGUCUUUCUCAAUGCAUUAUAUUAUUUUCCGGAUAAUUGGUUCGAAAUUAAAAUGGCCAUCAAUCGUAUAAUGUUACAUUCGCUUACAAUGUUACGUACAAUAAUGUCACAUAAAUUUCUUGGCCAGGAACAUUUUGACGAAACAAUAUGGCGAAUGUAUUUUAAAUUAGCUAUUGCUUUUCUUACACAAUCUCGAUUACAAUUAGAACAAUCAUCUUCAUUGCCAUCAUCAUCAUCAUGGGAAAAAAGACGUUUCAUAUUGGAUGUAUAUGGUUGUGAUAUGCGUAUUAUAAUGGGUUUUGAAUUGGUUUCCUGUUGGGAUCUAAUCGGACCCUUUAAAAUAUCAUUUAUACCGAAUCUAGUUGGAUCGUUUAUUGAUGUAACAUUAGUACCGGAAUUAGAACUUCGUUGUGCUACUAUACCGAUAUUCUAUGAUAUGCUGAUGGUUGAUUAUAUGGCUAAUGCUAAUUUCAAACAGGUUGAAGCUGCUCUUUUAGAUAAAUUGGAUGUCGUCGCCCAUCGAACGGAAUGUGAUCAACAAUUCAAAGAGUUAUUCACUCAAAUUUUAUCAGACAAGAUUAAUGUACAAAAACCUGUUUGGUCGGUAGAUGGAUUGAAACUAGUUCGAUCUAUAUCCAGAUUUCUAACAUUAUUAAUCGAUUAUCGUAAUGAAUUGAAACGUAAAUCUUCGACACCUAAAAAUGUCGCCAUGUCUUCUGCUUCAUCAUUAAAAUUACCACAAAACUGUAUGGAUCCUGAAAUUGGCUGUGAUGAUCGUCUAUUAAUCUGUACCUAUACGUUAUUACGUUUUUGUUUGGAUGAUAUUGAUUCGAUGAACCGUAAAACAAUCAUGUCCAGAUAUUUGGAAAAAUUGGCCAAUAUUCACACAUUACUCGGCAAUUUUGCCGAAGCCGGUUUCACCCUCAAAUUACAAGCUGAUCAAUUAACAUGGUCAACGGAAUCAUCGCGUAAAGAAUCUCUGUGCCAAACUAUGUUGAAUUAUUUUGAGAAAGGUCAUUGUUGGGAAGAAGGUAUUCGUGUCUGUAAAGAUCUACAACAGGUUUAUGAACGUAAUUUUAAAUAUCGAAAAUUAUCCGCCAUAUUAAAACGUAAUGCCGAACUAUUGGACAAGAUUCUUACCGAACAUCGUCCUGAUAAUGAAUAUUUUCGUGUAUCAUUUUAUGGCAUGGAUUUUCCAUCAUUUUUGCAAAAUUCUACAUUCAUAUUUCGUGGUUUAGAAUUUGAGAAAAUCUCUUCUUUUACUCAUCGUAUUCAGCGAGAAUUUCCUGAUGCUCAAUUGUUGACCAAAGUUAUACCUACAGAUGAAAAUAUUACCGAAUCUAAAUGUCAAUAUAUACAAAUAUUUUCAGUAAAACCAAUACCUGAAUUGCCUAUAGCAGCCGAUUUAUUUGGUCCUGCCGAUCACCAAGCAUUACAAUAUUAUCAAACGAAUUCCGUACGACAAUUCAGUCAAGAUCGUCCUAUUCAACGUGGGCCAUUUGAUCCUAACAACGAAUUCAAAUCAUUAUGGAUCGAACGAACUAUUUAUACGACAGAACAAUCAUUACCAGGAAUGUUGCGUAUGUUCAAAGUAACAUCGACAUUAGUCACAUAUUUAUCGCCGAUUGAAAAUGCUUGUGAAACUAUUGAGAAUAAAAAUUCAGAACUAUCGAAACUCAUACAAACUUAUGGUGGUGCAGGACAAGAAUCUGCUAAUCGACCCGAAUCGAUUGCACCAUUAUCGAUGCGUUUGCAAGGCAUAUUGGAUGCAGCCGUCAAUGGAGGUGUUGCCAAAUAUAUUGAAGCGUUUCUUGGAUCGGAAUUUUUAUCCGCCAAUCCUGAUCAAGCAACAAAUGUUACCCGUCUAAAAGAUCGCAUUGCACAACAAAUUCAAUUAGUUGAAGCUGGUCUACAACUUCAUGGUCGAUUAGCACCGACCGCUGUUAGGCCAUUACAUACACGACUUUUGGAACGAUUUUCAACAAUGCGCACCACUGUUCAUCAAGCAAACAUUGAAACUUCACAAGCAUUAUUAUGGUGUCCAAAUGUUUCUAAUCACAAUAGGCCAUCAAUACUGUCACAGCCAUUACCACCUAUACCACAACGUACCAAUCAUUCGGAUAAUGUAAGCAUUGGUGAAAUAUCACAAUCAUCGUCAUCGGAUACAUCAUCCCUUUCUUCGAAUUCUUCAUUAACAACAGCGACAGCAAUCAUUGCUCAUCCAUCCAAUUUGUCACAAUCGAAUCAUUUGCAUAAUCAUCACCAUCACAGCCAACAUCAACAUGAUCGUUUAUCAUUACGAACGCCCCCAUUAUUACAGCCUCCUCCGCCACCACCUUUUAAUCAUCAAUCACCAGGGACAAAAUCUUUGAAGAAUAAACCAUUACCACCAUUGCCACCGACUUCAUCAUCCAACAAUAUCAGCGAUCAACAUCAACAACAUCCAGCUAUUAUUAAACGUCAUAAUUCUAAUGUUGAACAUCGGCCACGAUUAGUAGCAAAACAGCUACCCGUCGAAGAUAGUAUUUAUUCCGUGCCUCAAUAUACUGAUCUUGAUCUUUGCAAUUUAUUGCCAGAUAAUGAAAGUUCAGUAGAUGAUAGCAUGGAUUAUUGUGAUGUUAAUGUCAACAAUUCGUCAAAUCGUAAUACAGAUGGAACAACGGAUGGACAUCAAUUGGCAAAUAGAAUUAAUCGUUCUUUUUCGAUACCAUCAUCAGCCAUAACAAUGUCAUUAUACAAUAAUGGCCAAAAAGCUAAUCUAAUCGAAUCAGUUGUUGAUAAUAUUGAUGAUAUGAAUGUUGCUACUACUUUACCGCCGCCACCAUUACCGCCACGAUCUUCAGGUUCGACAUUAGAUCGUUCGAAUUCUCUAAAUUCAGGAAGAUAUCGUCCCAGCAGUAAUGGACCACCUCCCACACCGCCACCACCUCUUCCCCCAACUUUACCUCAGCGGCCGAUGAAAAAAUCAUCAUCCAUAUCGGCAGCUACUAAUAGUACAACAGUUUCUAAUGGUGGCCGUUCAUCUUGUACACCACCAAUCAUACCAAUAUCUAAGCAAUCUAUCGAUCUUGGACCACCAAUGGAACGUCCACCUCCUCCUCCAUCAGAAAUUUCAUCAUCAACAUCUAAUAACAAUUCUCAUUUUACUACAUUCGAUGGACUAGAAUUCGAAAAUCUCUUGCUUUCAUCACCAACACCAUUAUCGCAACAAACAACAACAUCACGACCAGCACCGAUUAUUGGCAUUGAAAUUAAUAAUAAUUCCAAUACUACUACCACCAUUAAUAAUAAUAAUGAUUUAUCAUUGAUUUUGGAUGGAAUAACCGAUAAUCCGUUACUCAAUCAUCGUCAAUUGGAAGUGAAUCGUACGAAAUCAAAUUCUUUACCAAGAAGUUUACAACAACAAUUUACUGAUUCAUUGUUAAAUAAUAAUCAAAAUCUAAUUAACGAAAAUAAUAAUAUUAUGGAUCCAAUCGUUCAAUUGAAUUCAAAUCUUCCAACCCAAACACAACCAUCGCCAUUAACAACAGCCACUGGAACUACAUCUAGUCUUUUAAUUGAUUGAUUUUUUUUUAAUUUCAAUUUCAAUCCACUUUGUGCCUCUUUUCGUUUUUUUUCACUUUAACUCAAUAUCAUUUUAUGAAACAUUCAUUUUU